AUGGACGAAGUCACUAACUUGGUAUUCAGUGAAACCGCGUCGCGGCCAUCUUUUUGGGCUGGAAUUUGCAGUUGCGGCGUGUAUUCCACCUCCCCAUUCUCCAUCAUCCAUGCUGGUCGAGGCCCCAUGACGCUGGGGCCCCUGUCCCAAAAUAACUCUCCGCCGAUGCCAGCCGCGUGUAAAAUGGGGCAGUUAUUUGAUCAGCCACCAAGGCUUGCCUUGAUGAAGGCACUCCUGGAAGAGGCCGGGGAGAUUAUCAGUGCAAUGGAAAUUUAG
Clonostachys byssicola is the source of this 276-nucleotide messenger RNA. Lineage: Eukaryota; Fungi; Ascomycota; Sordariomycetes; Hypocreales; Bionectriaceae. The record is from the annotation of a GenBank genome assembly.